This is a messenger RNA of Polyodon spathula (Mississippi paddlefish), 2032 nucleotides long. RefSeq names its product BAG family molecular chaperone regulator 4-like. The transcript has 5 exons. The record is from RefSeq and is a predicted model, not a curated record. Gene Ontology annotation, cellular component: cytoplasm; nucleus; cytosol. Gene Ontology annotation, molecular function: protein-folding chaperone binding; adenyl-nucleotide exchange factor activity. Gene Ontology annotation, biological process: protein stabilization. The coding region runs from base 155 to 1381 and encodes 408 amino acids. Lineage: Eukaryota; Metazoa; Chordata; Actinopteri; Acipenseriformes; Polyodontidae.
GUGAAAACUGGUAAGAACUGAACUCAAGGAAACCCCAGCUUCCAAACUUAAAGCGACAGUACCACAUUUUUUCAUAUUUGUCCUUGUUUUUUUUAUGAAUACAGUUCCUAGAUUGCAACUCUAAUACAGUAACAUAGAAGAAUAUCUGCAGGACAUGUCAGGUCUACGGAAUCAGGGCUCAAAGCCAUACGACGGUGUUGUGACCGACAGAGGUAUUGGAAAUGGUGGAGAUCCUGCUUGGGCAAUGCAGCACCACGCCAAAGGUAACUGGCCUCAUUAUAACAACUCGGAAACUAUGAACUGGCCUGCCCAUGGAGUAACACAGGAGCCAGUACCAUAUCCAGGAUAUCCUUCCAGUUACUGGUACCCACAAGCACCACCAGCCGGUCUUUACUCAGGCACCUAUUCACCAGGAUCUGAAGCAAAUGGGCAACCGCCAUAUAAUCAACAGGGAGUAGCAGGCUACCCUAAUGGGGCCUAUAACCCCACACAGUAUCCUGGGUCUCUCCACCCUACAAACCCUUUCUACUGCCAGGCCCAGCAGCAAACCCAGCCACCCUACCCUUCCCAGGUUCGCUGUGAGACUGGGCCCCACCCUGUGGCUCCUGGAGUGGGGGGACAGCCAGAGCGCAACCCGUCAUAUCCUGUCCCGGAAGGCCAAACAUCUCUAGGCUACUCUUACCAGCAGUAUGGCGAAAGGGUGGCUGAUGUCUCCCAAAACCCUUCCUACCUGUCUCCGCCUUCUUCAUGCUCUGGGCCCCAUCUUGAGGCCUGGCCCCAAGCACCUGGUUAUGGGCUUCCACAGCAACAGUGGAGUGCAGGGCAGCAAAGACCAGCUGCUUCAUAUGAGAACUCCUUCAUGAGCUCACAGCACCAGGCCUGGCCUAGUGCGGGCCCCUCAGCACAAACUUGCGAUCCAAAGGACCCUCAGUAUUCAGGGUACCCCCACCCAGGCCAGUCUCCAUCCCAAAUUGGCCCUCAAACAAGACCACCAAACCCUGGUUCUGGACAGCGGGGUGAAUACAGCUCCCCUCCCCAGCUCUACACCCAGGAAGGGAGGAAACCAGAACCCUACUCAGCCCAGAAAUCCACGGAGGAAGAGCCACCCCCUCCACAAGGACCCCAGGUGAGCGAUAACCCUGCCCUGCCUCGCAUACAGCAAGUCACAGAGCGUGUCCGGCUGCUGGAGGAGGAUGUGAAUGAGUUUGUGGGCCGCAAAGCAGACAGGAGCUACCGCUGCCUGGAGGAGCUGCUGACCAAGGAGCUACUAGAGCUGGACUCGAUCGAAACCAAGGGCCAGGAGUCGAUGAGGCAGGCCAGGAAGGAGGCCGUACAGAAGGUCCAAGGAAUCCUGGAUAGGCUGGAGAGGAAGGCCUUCUGAGGUGGAUGGGCCCACCUGACUCACUGCUGUCGUGACAGUUGUUCAAAUAAUUCCACUGUUUUUACAGUCCGGUUCUUCUUUCAAUACCAGCCCACCAGACGGAGAUCUCAAAAACAGUGAUGAUUGACCUGUGUCCGAGCAGGCUGAAAGCUUUCUUGACAUGCACUGUUAUGAGAUUUGGUCGUUACGGGAUGCUUGUUAGGUUUGAAUCAGGAUCAUUUUGAUGAGGAUUCUUUUCACCUCGUCCUUUUCUUUCAGUCUCGAUUAUUUGUCCAAAUUUAAUGAGCUUUUUUUGUCUAAAAGGAACCUAUCUUAAUAUUGUGAAACUAGCAAUAACCAGGUUUCUGGAAUUUCAUGUAUUCCUAUGUGUACGGAAGUUAUUUAUGUACAUUUUAUUUUUGUAAUUUGUUUUUUAAAUGUUACUACCUUACACGUUUAGCUUUGUAACAUGCAGUUUAGUUUUCCUUUUAGACACAAAGAAUUCUAUUAAAUUGAUCUCAAUGGUAUUAAAUUGAUCUUGACAUUGUUUAAAUUAUUAAAAGUUGCAGACUUUAUGAAAAUCAGCUUCUAUAACUGUUUUCUUAGGGCAUUUUUGUGUAUUUGGAAUUGGUAAAAUUUUAUAUUAAAGUGGCAGCAUUUUGUUUAAUUGAA